This is a messenger RNA of Fusarium odoratissimum NRRL 54006, 3487 nucleotides long. RefSeq lists its product as uncharacterized. The coding region runs from base 75 to 1709 and encodes 544 amino acids. NCBI's taxonomy places the organism in Eukaryota, Fungi, Ascomycota, Sordariomycetes, Hypocreales, Nectriaceae. Gene Ontology annotation, molecular function: GTP binding. Gene Ontology annotation, cellular component: nucleolus. The record is from RefSeq and is a predicted model, not a curated record. The transcript is spliced from 2 exons.
CCGAGACUAUGCAGUGAAGACGAGAACUAGACAAGACAAGCCGAUCACAGUAAAAUCAAGUCAAAGAUUUCGCAAUGGCCGGCUCAAUUACCAAACCCAAGAAGCCCAAGUCUAAGCGAACUCCCGUUCGUCUUCGCCACAAGAUCGAAAAGGCUUCCGCCGCAAAGCAAAAGAAGGAGCGCAAGUUGGCAAAGAAGAACCCGGAAUGGCGAUCAAAGUUAAAGAAGGACCCCGGUAUCCCCAACCUGUUCCCCUACAAGGAGAAGCUGCUCCAGGAGAUUGAAGAGAACCGUCUAAAGAAGGCCGAGGAGGCGCAAAGAAGAAAGGAGCUGGCCAAGGCUGCAAAGACGGGCGCCAAGGACGAGGCGGCCAUGACCGAUGUCCAGGUCGACGUUGGCGACGAGAUGGAGGAGGACGGCAUGGACGAGGAUAUCGACGAGUCAAACCCCAUGGCUGCGCUUAUCGCGAGCGCCCGCGCUGCUGCUGCUACCUAUGAUCGACAACUCGCUGACGACGAUGAUAUGGACGAGGACGACGAUACCGACGGCUCCGACAACGACCGUGGCCCUGAGAUGUCCAUUGGCCAGGCCUCAUCGAGAAAGACCUAUGACAGAGUCUUCAAGCAAGUCGUUGAGCAGGCCGAUGUUGUUCUUUAUGUCCUCGAUGCUCGCGAUCCCGAGGGCACCCGCUCUCGCGAGGUUGAGCGCCAGAUUAUGGCUGCCGCAUCUGGCGGCAAGCGACUGAUCCUUGUCAUUAACAAGGUUGAUCUCAUCCCUCCCAAGGUUCUACGAGACUGGCUUAUCUACCUGCGACGGUACUUCCCUACUCUGCCUCUCCGAGCCUCUGGCGCUGCUCCCAACGCCCACACCUUUAACCACCGCGAUCUGACCGUCCAGAGCACCUCUGCCACGCUCUUCAAGGCCCUCAAGAGCUUUGCCGCCAGCCGACAACUCAAGCGCGCCGUCUCUGUUGGUGUUAUCGGUUAUCCUAACGUCGGCAAGAGCUCUGUUAUCAACGCUCUUCUUUCAAGGAUGAGCGGUAAGGGUGGCAGCUCUUCCAAGGCUUGCCCUGCUGGUGCCGAGGCUGGUGUUACCACAAGUAUUCGCUCUGUCAAGAUCGACAGCAAGCUUACUCUUCUCGACUCCCCCGGUGUUGUUUUCCCUUCAUCGUCUUCCACCCAAUCUGCUGGUCUCGUUUCUCUCAAGAACGCCACUGAGGCACAUGCUCACUUGGUUCUCCUCAACGCUGUCCCCCCCAAGCAGAUCGACGAUCCUAUGCCCGCCGUAACUCUUCUCCUGAAGCGUCUGUCAGCUUCUCCCGAUCUUAUGCAGAAGCUCACAAGCGUCUACGAUAUUCCUGCCCUCCUCCCUGAUCGUGCCGAUGGUGAUAUCACCACCGACUUCCUCGUUCAAGUCGCCCGCAAGAGAGGCCGUCUUGGUCGUGGCGGUAUUCCUAACCUCUCUGCUGCUGCUAUGACAGUCGUCACUGACUGGCGAGACGGCCGCAUCCAGGGAUGGGUUGAGCCUCCUGUUCUAGCUGUCGAGUCGACAACUACCGCCUCCAAGUCGGCCAUCAAGAACGCUGGCGAGGACGAGGUUGCUGCUGACCAGAAGCAGAUCGUGACCGAAUGGGCUGCCGAGUUCAAGCUCGAGGGCCUAUGGGGUGACGAUGAGGGCAGUGCCGAAGCCGCCGAUGCUAUGGAGCAGUAAAGAAAAGUGUUUCAGCGGUUUUGUUCAGCAGAAUGACGGAAGGGUUAACAUGAGUUCUUCACUGGAAAGUUUGGCGUUUCAAGGAUCCGGUAGAACGGUUUGUAUCCGUGCAUAUACAUUCGUAAAAAAACAAUUUGUCUUCCCAAAACUCCUACAUGGUUUACCAAGUGACUCGUAGAUUAUGCAUGAUGCCGUGUACCUCCCAACACAACCCAGCUUUUGUUCGCCUAUAUCUAUGCUUCGAUCAAUUCCAUCUUGACACCGCGUUUGCCUGUCAUUUCAUCCUUCUCGUCACGGACUCUAACCCUGACUUUUUGGAAGAGCUCUACCUUGAUCUCGCGGCUUCCCUUGGUCGUAAGCGUGUAUGUCUCUGCGUCAUACUCAGCCUCGGGCUCAGGCUCUGCAAGGUCUCGAAGGCGGAUCAGGCCCUCUGUACCAAAGCGUGGAACAAGAACGACGAAGCCGUUGCUGAAAAUCUUCAUCACGAACGCGUCUUCCUCAGCAACCUUGCCCUUCAGGGCUUGGCCGACAUAGUAGGCGAUGCUGGCACGACCAGCCAUCUGAGCAUUGCGGUGGCGCACGUUGAUGUUCUUACAGACAGCCUCAAGGCGACCCCGGCUGCGGACGUUGGGGUGUAUGGCCUCAUAGUCGAUGGCAGCAGCGAGCUGUCUAUGGGCAAGAAGAUCGGCGUAACGUCGAAUGGGAGAGGUGAAAUGAGUAUAGAUCUCUGAAGCAAGACCGUAAUGGCGGAAUUCAGGAUAGGCUUGUGUUCCAGAGCAGAAAUACUCUGCACUCAUCAUGCAGCGAGUAGCCAUGAUACGCACAAGGGUGUUGAAGAAUGGCUCCUUGGGGUCCACGCACUGAUCCAGAGAAUCGGCAAGGGCCUUGCUGGAGUCGGUCCGCAACUCCAUGCCACGCUUGGUGCGGAGUUGGUUUGAUAGUUCGUCAAAGUUUGUCUUGGGGGGAGCCGCGUGACGUCGGAGAAUGGCGGUUUGAGGAAAUGCUUCAUAAAUCUUGGCUGCAACGCUAACGUUGGCAAACAACAUGAACUCUUCGACGAGAGAGUUUGUAUCGAGAAGCUGCUUUGUCUUGACAUCAAUAGGGUCAGACGUCUCAGAUUCAGUUUGCACCUUGACUUCUGGGGAAGAGAGGCUCAGGGCACCAGCAUCCAUUCGCUUCUUCUUUAAUUUCUUGGACAACAUGAGAAGCAUGCGCAUUCCCUUGGUAAGAUCAUCUUGCUGAGACUCAUCGUCAAUUCGCAACUGGGCCUGUUCGUAGCUGAACGCUUCUCGAGAUUUGAUGACAGACUUGGUGAAGCGAACGUUGACGAUGUCAGCAUUGUCGUUCAGCUCCCAGAGCACCGAGAAUGCAAAUCGCUCAACGUAAGGCUUGAGCGAGCAAAGAUCCGUACCGAGAAGAGGAGGCAGCAUAUCGAUACGCUUGUCGACGAGAUAGACUGUGGUACCCCGGAUGCUGGCUUCAGUAUCCAUGGCGUUGGCAGGCUUGACAAAGUUGGACACGUCGGCGAUGUGAACACCAACUUCAUAGUUCCCAUUAGGGAGCUGUUUGGCAUGGAGAGCAUCAUCGAUAUCCUGGCACCCAACAGGGUCAAUACUGCAGAUGAGAAGACCUCGGAGAUCCUCUCUCUGCCUCCAACCAGGAUCUUCCAUGCUCGUCGGCACUCUCCAGUCGUGUCCCUCUCUGGGAAGGCAGUCUAAUACGGUCUUGGGAAAAGGCCGAUAUUGAACAUCCCACUCCAGCAACAGAGCUUCAGUCUC